AUGAUGAACACUGGAGAUGAGGUUGUUCUCGCACUCACAGAUGACCUCGACACGGGUGACUCGCACGAUGGUGGCCAAUUCCCACCAUCCAGCCGUAGACUCGCGUUAGCCGGCCACUUUCUGUUCCGCACGAUGGCUAUCCUCAUCUAUUUCUUCUGCACUUGGUUCACUUCUUCCUUUGUGGUCCCAUUCGUCCUGGUCCUGAUAAGUUUAUCUUUGGAUUUCUGGUUUGUCAAAAAUAUUUCUGGCCGUAUCCUGGUCGGUUUACGUUGGUCCAGCUAUACCGAUGAGGAGGGCCAUACACGUUGGCGCUUUGAUUCACGCCCGGCAGCACCCGAACCCGCUGAAGGAGUAACGCUGACCCGACGGGAGGUGGCAGCCCGUGCUGCUCAGGCAAAUGCUGCUCGUUUAUUUUGGAUCGGCCUCGUUGUAACUCCGGUGGUUUGGGUUGUAUUCCUAUUGGCUUCGAUCUUUACGCUGCAUCUUCGUUGGGCAUUAGUCUGUGGUAUUGCGCUUUGUAUGUCGGGGGUCAAUCUGUACGCCUUCUGCCGCUGUUCCCUGGCGGAUAUGAAUCAAAACGUAUUAUCUAGUCUACAGGCCAAGGUGGCUCGGCAAAUGUUCACCGACUUUUGGUCAAAUCUCACGAAGAAGCCUGCUACCGGUGCUAGCGCUGGCGGAACCAGUUCCUCGGUCGGUAAGACAACCUUGGAAGCC
This is a messenger RNA of Opisthorchis viverrini, 714 nucleotides long. RefSeq lists its product as hypothetical. The record is from RefSeq and is a predicted model, not a curated record. Gene Ontology annotation, cellular component: Golgi membrane. Lineage: Eukaryota; Metazoa; Platyhelminthes; Trematoda; Opisthorchiida; Opisthorchiidae. The transcript has a single exon. Gene Ontology annotation, biological process: vesicle-mediated transport; protein secretion. The annotation marks the transcript as partial.